This is a messenger RNA of Megalopta genalis, 4142 nucleotides long. Its product is annotated as spliceosome-associated protein CWC27 homolog. NCBI's taxonomy places the organism in Eukaryota, Metazoa, Arthropoda, Insecta, Hymenoptera, Halictidae. Gene Ontology annotation, biological process: protein folding; protein peptidyl-prolyl isomerization. The record is from RefSeq and is a predicted model, not a curated record. Gene Ontology annotation, cellular component: catalytic step 2 spliceosome. Gene Ontology annotation, molecular function: peptidyl-prolyl cis-trans isomerase activity.
GUUUACAUGAAGUUAAUUCCAUAUAUUGUGUGCAUAUGUAUGUACACAUUAUGUAUUCAAUUCGUAUAUACAUAGUAUGUGCAUGUGAGGGAUAUUGAUUGAAGCCACAGGAGAAUGCAAUUUUAACAUAGAAUAUUACCACCUACAACGGGUAAAGUGGUAAUGAAAACUACAGUGGGUGAUAUUGAUUUAGAAUUAUGGACAAAGGAGGCUCCAAAGGCUUGCAGAAAUUUUAUACAAUUAUCUAUGGAAGGCUAUUAUGACAAUACCAUAUUUCACAGAAUUAUUAAGGGUUUUAUAGCUCAAGGUGGUGACCCAACUGGUACAGGAGAAGGUGGUGAAAGUAUAUACGGACAGCCAUUUAAAGAUGAAUUUCAUACGAGAUUACGAUUCUGUAGGCGAGGUUUGUUGGCUAUGGCAAAUGCAGGAAAAGAUGACAAUGGAUCUCAAUUUUUCUUUACUCUUGCCUCUGCACCAGAAUUACAAAAUAAGCAUACUAUAUUUGGUAAAGUUACUGGAGAAACUGUGUACAACAUGCUUAAACUUGAAGAAGCAUUAGUAGAUGAAAACGACAGGCCACUUUAUCCUCCAAAAGUAUUAAAAACUGAAAUACUGAAUAAUCCUUUUUCUGAUAUUGUACCUAGGGUAACAACGAAAAAAAGCGAAGAUGUGAAGGAUAGUAUAAAAAAUAAAAAAGCAGGAGUGAAAAAUUUUAAUCUUCUAUCUUUUGGCGAAGAGGCAGAAGAAGAUGAGGAAGAAUCUGUGAUAUUAAAUAAACAAUUCACUGGCAAAGGGAAAUCGGCGCAUGAUCAUUUAUCGGAUCCCAAAUUGAGUGCUCAACCAGCUGUUGAAGUAGCAGGACCUCCGAGCAAAAAGAAGAAAGAAGAUCGUAGUAGCGAUUGGGAAAGCGACAGUGAAGUAAAAUCUGCUGAAGAAUUGGAAGCUAUCAGAAAAGAGAAAGAAGCAAUGAAAGAAAGAAUAAAAAACAAAUUGAAGGAAACGAAGAAAGAACCGAAGAAAUCAAACACUUAUAAGGUGGAUGACACUGAAAUUGAUCAAGAUGAGAAAGAAGAAGAGUACUAUCUUGGAAAAGAUAGAGAAGAGGAACGCAAGAAGAAAGCGGAAGAAAUCAGAAAGGAAAUUCGCGACUUGAAGCGCGACGUUCAAAAUGAGAAGAAGGCAAAGGAGGAGGACAAGAAAUUGAAAGAACAGCAGGAAGAGAAGAAGGGUCAGAAGACGCAGAUAAUGAAGGAGUAUAUCGAGACUCAGGAGAAGUACAAAGAAGCAAAAUCGAAGUUGCCCAAAAAAGGUAAAAGCCGAGAAGAUUUCACGAUGGAUCUGUUGAAGAAGUUCAAGUCAAAACUUCAGAACGCAAAGGAGACCAAGAGAGAGAGGUCACCGACGCCACCAAGAAAAGACAGUAGUAAAGAUGAAGAAGACUAUGAUCCUACCGAUGAAUCCUGGAUGGUGCACUCGUUACAAUGCGAAGAGAAAGCUCCAGUCCUCGCGAAGGAUGCAAGCACGAAAGACGACGAUUGGUUCGAGAUUUACGACCCUCGGAAUCCAUUGAACAAAAGACGUAGGGGUGAAAAAUCGCAUAAACCAAAAGAGGAGAGAAAGUCUCAUGAGAAAUGUUUGCAAUCCGUAGAGGAGGGUGUUCGUCCAAGAGAUUGGCAGCCUCGUAGAUCUGAGUACAAGGUACCGCUGAGGCUAUUGCGAUUAUGUUUGCUCGGAAUGAUUCUCCCGGCCGUGUUGGUAGCGGGGCCGAUGUACUUGCGAUACCGUGUUUAUUCCGAGCAAUUGUACCCUUUAACCGUCUCCGAUCAGAGGCUUAUCGACGCGAAAGUGUCAACGACAUGGUGUCAGAGCCAGGUGAUUAAAGUUAACGCGACGUUCAACGCUUAUCUGAUGAGCGAGGAGCCUCAGGUGGAAAGCAAGGUGCAACCUGUAUCGAUGACCAGACACUUGAUUUUAGAGGACGACAUGAAGGAGUAUUGGGGGUUUUAUCUUCUCCAAGGUAGCAGCGUCACCGUCUCCACCUGCGUGAGAUGGCCCGGUGCUUCGUUGACGAUAAUUCGCGGGCACAAGCAUCUUCAUGAAUGCGCUUUCAUCGGCGAUGACAGCAGCGAGGAGUUGGAGGAGCUGCUCGAGGUCGCCAAAGAGACCGGGCUCGUUUCGGUUAAUGGAACGGACGAGGACAAGAGUCCCAGCAACGAGCCGAACAAGAUGAAGCGAGUGGAGCAAGGAAUACAGUUCCACCACAAGGACCAAAACCUUCUUCUGAACAGCUCGACCCACUUGACCAAUUCAAUGGCGCACAAUUACAACAGCCACGAGUUGGACGCGAAAGCCAUGAGAGCAAUCCUAACUGAGCUCUUCGCAAAAAAACUGGGCACGAAGAAGAAGCAGAAGGAGAACCCUCAUCACCAUUACGAGGGUACUUUCGUAGAGGUAGCCAACAUUGACAAGCCACCUGUUCAACAUCCUGCUGGACAUCCCCCUGUACAUCAUCCUGAGCAACAUCCUGGACAACAUCCUGAACAUCAUCCUGGACAUCCCCUAAGUGUUCAAGAAAUUGUCGAAAGCGUAGAACAAAAGGCAGCAGAGCUUGCGGACAAACUUUCUGUUAAACAAGGCGAAGUUGGAGCUAAAGCGACGAUCGCUUCGGUAAAUGUUACCGAAAAAUCCGCGUACGAGAACAGAGAACACGAUGAGAAUCGUAACGGCGGCCAGGAAAUACCUAAAAAUGAGGAACAAGGGGAGCCUACGUCUGCAGAAGUGGUCAAAGAAGUAUUGGAUCGAAUCAAUUCGCUGGGUUAUCGAGGCCAGAAGAUUUUCAAGAUGCUGAUGACUGAGAUGGAGAAGAGUGGCGCUGAGACUGAGACGCUGAAGAGAGUGGUGGACGAAACCAUGAAGGAUCAGAAGCUCUCGGAAGCUGAGAAACGCAGGAGACGAAGGGAUUUGGUCUUGUCUUCGCCGCUUCACAAGCAGCUGACGCAAGAGGACGAGGACGAAGACGCUGCCGUCGAAGAGGAUAUGUUGCACCCAGAUGGCAUAGCAGAGGACAGAGGCACAGUGAAUGAGACGAUGUUGAACGACAGGAGCAACUCCGAAUUUUGGAGUUCAUUCAGCAGCUCCGAGGAACGCCUGCUGGAUUGUAAAGGGUUGAUCUUGAACUUACCUUUGACACCUCAUAGACACUGCACACCGAAAUACGAGAAAAAACACUCGGAAGCCUCGUUUGCAAACACGGUCACUUACAGAGUCCCUAUGAACGGAUAUUACUUUUUCGUCUUCAACUCCGAGAACGAGAUCCAGCCGAACUAUUUGCGGGUGAACUUCGACCUUCUGAAAACCGUGUACAACAUCUCGAACGCUGUCCACGAGUGCAAGAACAGCACAACAGAGUGUUCCCUGCCGUUCAAGCUGUUCAGCAACGAGAGAACUGUUCUGGAGCUACCGUUGAGUGGCAACGACUCUCAAUGGAACCAAGAGUACGUGGUAGUUUCGACGUGCGAGCCAAGAACUGCGAUCUACCUGCUCUGUAUCCUAAUGGUUCCCUUACUCAUCCUUGUGUUUGCCUUCCAUUGACAUCAUGCUUGUCAAUACGGUCAGCGGGGCAGCGUACUGAUCCCGCUGACAAUGCUCACUUGUAAAUAUUAGGCUUAGAUCGGACCGAGUGACGAAUCAUUGCUACAGUGACGACAGUGUAACAGUAUUUUUCCUUUGCGCUUCGAAUCGGCAGCGACACGUUGUUGCUGUUAGUUAAUUAGUUGAUAAUCGUACAUAGAUAGUCGGAGAGGGCGGUGUGCUUUGGAAAUCGAUGUCAGCCAUAGUUCUUAAAAUGUUCGGGGACUUUAGUCCUGUUGCCAUCCGUUGCAACAGUACUGAUUUAACUAGAGGUUUACAUAAUCAUGAGGACUUUCGACGGCGGGCUGGAAAUCCGUUUUUUCGUCCGCGGAAACUGAAUUUCACAAUUUCAAUCACAAUUUUGAAAACAUUUUUCUAUACAUCGAUUGACAACUCUUCCAUGCUUCAAAAUUCAUAAUACCAGAUUCAAAAUUUCAAAGUGAAAUCAAUUAUUUUAACGGUUAAACCAACCGAGUGGGGAGAUCUCCCCGUUUUAAAUUCAGUCGAUUGAU